AUGGAAGACAUGUACGAGGACACUGGCUCCUACGACAAGCUGGACCCCUGGUCGCAGUCUGGCGUCCUCCAGGGCGUCUAUGUCGUGGGGGCAUGUGGUGUGGCCGUGAUCUGGCUGCCGGUCGUCGCGCGCCUGCUGGACAGCCUCGGGCUGUACAGGUUUGGGGCGCCAGGCGAGGCCGAUCCGCCCCACCGGGCCUGGCAGCCCCUGCGCGGCCGGACCCGCUCCCUCGUCCCAAGCCUCAGCUGCACGGACAGCGCGCUGCGCUGGAGUGAGGUCGUCCAGCUCCUGGCGGCGCUGCAGCCGCCCGCCGGCAGCCCGGGCGGGCUGCCAGAGCUGCGGGAGUGGGCCCAGGCGCUGCCGCGGCUGGUCGGCCUCUCGCAGAAGGCCACCCUGGAGGUAUGCCGCCGCAUGGCGGACUGCAUCGGGGCCGAAAGGCCGCCGAAGGGCGAGCUCACCCGCGAGAGCCUGCAGCAGGCCUUCGUGCGCAUCGGAGGCGCCCGCGAGGUGAUCAACGCGAUGGUCCUUCACAGCGACUCCGCAGAUUCGGUGCUGGCGUGCCUGCGCUGCAUGAGCGCCGCUACCCAGGGUGCGCCCUUCGCCGCGGAGACGCUGGAGCUGCAGGCGGUGGCGGGCGGCGCCGCCCGCGAGCCCGGGCAGGGCCCACAGAGAGCUGCAGCGCCACCUGGCGUCGCACGGCGCGGCGGACCGAUCUGA
Prorocentrum cordatum is the source of this 717-nucleotide messenger RNA. The record is from the annotation of a GenBank genome assembly. NCBI's taxonomy places the organism in Eukaryota, Dinophyceae, Prorocentrales, Prorocentraceae.